This is a messenger RNA of Didymodactylos carnosus, 1320 nucleotides long. The record is from the annotation of a GenBank genome assembly. Lineage: Eukaryota; Metazoa; Rotifera; Eurotatoria; Philodinida; Philodinidae.
AUGGGUAACAUUCAUUCAUCUGUCAAAAUUAAUGAUUUUUAUUCGGCAUGCGAAAAUGGUGAUGUAAUAUUAGUUAAUGAAAUACUGAACUUCAUACCUUAUGAACAGAUAGAUAAAAAAAAUAAAACUACUGGUGAUACAGGAUUACAUGCGGCAGCUGCGAACGGGCAUGCUAAUAUCGUGAAACUGUUGCUUGAUUUUGGUGCUGAUGCAAUAAUUGCCAAUAAAGAAAUGAAAACACCGUAUGAGGUUGCAUCGAAUGAAGAUAUAAAGAAACUAUUUCAUAGGCGAUUGCACAGCAGCAACCGUUUCAUCGAAGCAGAUAUUAAACAAGCGGCUGAAAUUAAAUUUUUUAACAAAUCUUCUAAUGAUGACGAUAUUCCUCUAAAUAAUUAUGCUAAUGGACAUCGCACUGUAACAGACACUAUUGAAUCACAGCUUCUAACAGCUUUAUAUCAAUCAAAUUAUCCUACGAGGAAGUUAGUUCAGAUAAUCAUGGAAAAACGUUUUGCGGAACAGUUCAUCAAUCUAGUUGAGACCAAGGAGAAAAAAAUUGAAAAACUUCUUCAAUUAUACACAUUGAACUCAUGUUUACCAGAGUUACUGCACGACGAUCCAACAACGCUCACUGCUUUGGUUUAUCUACAUCUCAAAGAGCUGAAACUAGGAGCUUUUCAAGGCGUAACGUUUCGUGGCGUUACGAUGAACGAUGAAGAUUUAAAUAUCUAUCAUUGGGCACAAGAGAAUAAUGGCAUUAUUGAAAUCAAGGUAUUGUCAUCAACAUCAUUAAGCGAAGAAGUGGCACGACAUUUUGUUACGCCGAGUGAUAGGAGACAUAAAGUAUUGAUGCAAUUAAUUUUUCCGAUUCAUUGUUAUACGGCAAUUAACCUAAAUUGUAUAGCAGAUAAAUUACCCACCAUAUCCCGAUAUCCAGAAGAACUAGAAGUAUUAGUGUUACCUUUUACUCUAUUUAGAGUUGAAUGCGUUCAACGUGACAGAGACAAUUAUUGGCGUAUGAUACUUAAAAAUGUUUCGUUAAAUGGUUCAGUGCGUCAAACCAUGCAAACAAAUCCAUAUAAACAAUCAACUUCCACGGUUGUCAUAGCCUUAAAAUUAACAUUAGAUAAAAUUUUUUGUCAAAUACCUAUUAUAUUUAUAAUUGCCGUUAUAUUAUUGACGAUACCAGGGACAAAAUUUUAUUAUGGUAGAACUUAUAUUAAUCAAUGUACGAUUGAUCAUACUCAACCCCUUUACAUGACAGUUACGGCAUCAAUGGAGAUAUGCGCAAUUGUUCCAACAGUACUGGCACGUACUAGCUAG